Messenger RNA from Hypanus sabinus (Atlantic stingray), 5952 nucleotides. RefSeq lists its product as uncharacterized. NCBI's taxonomy places the organism in Eukaryota, Metazoa, Chordata, Chondrichthyes, Myliobatiformes, Dasyatidae. The transcript has 22 exons. The record is from RefSeq and is a predicted model, not a curated record. Bases 209 to 3679 code for a protein of 1156 amino acids.
UUGUCGCGGGAAUGUGGUGCCUAGUCGUUGGGCAAGAUGCGGUCAGAGUCAGCGGGUCCGGCUGCUGUUGAUGGGCGCCGAGUUCCGGGUUACACUUGGUUCCUGCCUCUCACACCGCCCGUUGCCAGGGACGCGCUAUCGCGAUUCCCCAGCAGCAGAGUUAAAACCUGGCCCCGUCCGGCCGCCGAGUCACUGAGUAUUAUUUUCAAUGACUGGACCCUGUGAGUUGCAGAGAAUGAAAGGCAUUGCUGAGAGCAACUCACGUAAGGAGAUGUCUGGGCAGAUUGUUGGAAGGCUCACAGUUCCACAAUCUGGCAACCCAAGUGUAGCACGAAGGUUAAACCUGCUGUGGAAAUACUUGGAUGCAACUGGACUUCAAGGACUUCUGAAGGACCUGUGUGCCAGGCUGUUGAGGACAGAACUGCCACAAAAUCCAUAUCCGAGCCUUUUCCGUCAGGUCCAGCAGCAGGCAGAAGGGUUCCGAUUAACUAAAUUCACUCCAUCUGAAAGAAUUCUUCCCGAUCUGAGCUUACCGACAGUUUCCACUGCCAUUGGAUACGUAUCAGGUGCCUGCAGCUCCUCCCAGGUGUGGGGACUACCUAGUGUUCUCCGCUGCGUCUCUCCUGCUCACGUCAAACAAUACAACCAGCUGGUAGCCAGUGUCACUCCUCCUCCCACCAGUCUGCCUCAGUCCCCUGCCUACUCAGUUCAGGUGAUAGCUGCUCUCACAGGCCCGGGCAUUUUUACAGGAACUUUCUAUGACCUGCCUCCCGCUGUAGAUGUUCUCUUAAAUUUCAUCAUCGUCAGUUCAGAUGUCCAGGGAGCCGUAUCUGUCUAUGCAGAAUGUAUCAGGAAUGAUAUCAGCAGGACAGUCAAACAGGAAAAUCACGUGGUCCUUAGGUUGGUUAUCCCUAUCGACAAAAAUGGACAAAGGAAAGUUUUCUCCAGAGACCAGCUGACAGACCUCCCCGAUGACUUUCACUCCUGUGUCUCAGCAGCCGUAUCCGUAAAGCAGAUGGCUUGGCUGCAGUGCCUGUGGCGACUGAACGUGAAUGGCGGGGACUUCGUCAUGGGGGCAAAGCUGUAUAGUCUGAGCCUCAUUCGGCCCUCAGAUGAGUACAUGGAGGAGAGGGUUUUCGAUUAUUCAGAGCUUCCGCUGAUCCAUCUAUACUCCAGUGUCUUCCUCCAGCAGAGUCAUGCAGAAGCCUACUGUGGGAUGUUCAUCCCAAGGAAGGAGGCAAUUGACAAGGACCUGCAGCACCCACGGAGCAAGGCCUCCCAUAACUCUCAGCCAAGCGAGUGGCCGAGGGAUGCUCAGAAAAGUAUUUCAACCCCUUCCAAGGCGCCUCUUCAUGGCUUCCAGUAUACAAGGCAAGGCAAACACUGCCCAGAUUCUAGCCUCGUCUUGCAGACCAUCAGGACAAGCAUGUUGCAGAGAAUUGCAUGUAUUCCAUUGAGCACAGGAGCACUCGACAUUACCUAUUUCUCCAUCCUAAUGAUUCUUAUGGAGCUGGGAAACUCUGGGAACCAGGAACGUGGACCGCAGAUGACAGACAGAGAGCAGCAUCUGCUGGAGGGCUUAAUGCAGCUUCACAGGUUUCUUCAUGGUUCCGCCUCUCGAAUAUGGAACAUCCUAAACUUAACGCAGACCAUCUGCCUCCUGUUGGAAUCUGAGACUGUGGAGGUCAACCACAGAGAGAUCUAUCCAGUCGUAGCUGACAAAUGCAGGAAGCUGGUUUCUGAUUUUUUGGAUUCCGAUUACCAGAAGGUCUCAUCUGAUUUUGUGACACUCAGCAGAAUUUUGAAGAGAGGGAUGGUGUCAGCACUGCAUGCUCUACUGGAAGGUCCUUCCAGAAAACUUCUCAGCAACUUCCGGGCGGUGCUGUCUGUUGGAAUGGUGAUGUUGAUUCAGGCAGUGGAAGACUCCCUGCCCUGGGUGCCGGUGUUAAUUGACAGGAAGAGACAAGCAGAAGAUGUCUGUCAGGAAACAAGCCCUGACAGCCAGCAGGUUAACAGUGAACAUCCCCCUCAUGGUGCACCCAUACUGUCACACACCAGGGACCAAUACAUUAAUCUAGCUGGAGAUGCCAUGGAUGUAAAAUCCACUGGUCAGGAGGAACAGGACGCUGCCCUCAUAAAGUAUUGUGUGGACUGUCGGCUGGAUUGGCACUGGGAACAAUGCUUACAGGCAAUCUUUUCUGAAUUGCCUCUCCCACCAAAUCCUUACCCAAUAGUAGCUUCAGAAUUCAUAAAGGCUUCCUUAAGGAUGGAGCUAUGGCAGAAGAAAGAUGAGGAAAUUAUCCAUCAGACCCUAUAUUUUACUCGGAAACUGAUUGAUCACGAGAACCACAUCUUCCAGAUUCCAGACUUUGAGGCUUUUGGGUUAAAGAGUGCUCUCUGCAUGUUGAAUCUUAGCACCUUCCCAAGUGUCCUUGAGCAGAUCUCUUUGAUGGGAAACAGUAACUUCCCACAUCAAUGCCAAGACUUUAAGGUGGCCGUGGGUCUGGGUGUGAACAUCUCAGCUACCUGGCUCAGCUUCUUAACUCCGUUCUGUAAUGGUUUGGAACUGACUGAGUUUUACUACCUCAAAGGUCCUCCAGGAUGUCACGAAGAAGCACUUCAAGCUUAUGCUAACAUAGUGCACAAACACCUGGAGGAACUGAGGGUGCGGCUGAAGAGAGCACAGACCUUCACAAUGUGGCUCUCCGAGGGUCACCGCUGGACUGCCAACGACAUUCUCACAUAUCAAUCGGCAUUCACUGAGGCCUUGGCCCUCAGCGCCGCCAAAGGACAUCAAACAUACCUGAAGGUGCUUCAGUCUGCCCCUGGCUCCCCCUGCCAUUUUCUUCCAAUCGUUAAGUACUUUGUGCUGUAUUACUUCGAGGAUGAAGAAGAAAGGUGGCAAUGCUUUCCUCAUCAUGACUCAAUUGGACUUUAUCAAAAUGUUUUCCUUUCAAAGGAGGCUGUGAUAUUUCACUUCCAGAGAGUGGGUCCUCCUGGAGACCCAUUCAGUGGUAGAAACCUCCAUAAGGUGAUGAUGGUGCUUGACACUGACAUUCUCAACAGUUUUCUGAAGGAAGACAUUCUAGGUACCUACAGGUUAGUAGCAUUGAAGUGCUUGAUUAGUCAGCACUAUGACAUCAUCCCUGCAUGCUGGCGAAUGUUACACAGUUUGGCUGCUAAGCUUGACCACCUCAACCACCUCAAUGAAACCAUUCAGGAACUCCUCUCAGAUGAAGAUAUGAAUGACAUCAAGCCUGCUGGAGCAAGUCUGGGCAAAGUUGUAGAUGAGGCUUUGCUGAUGUAUGAGCAAGAAUUACAAAUCACAUUCGAGAAUCCAAGCUGCCUGGCACCAGGUGGCCUUCUGGACAUUGCCUGGAGCAAGAUUCAUGACAUUGAUACCAGCGUUGGUGGAAGGGGCAACACAGAUCUGCUGAAGGAUGUUGGUGUGAUGUGCCAGGCUGUGGCCGAUGUUGUUGCUUGGGAGAUUCAUGCUCUGUGCCCUGAAAUGGAAUUGUUGCUCCAUUCCCUCAACAAGCAGAGCAGCCCGCUGCCAGCAGUCAUUGCUUUACCACCAGCACAACAAACACAGCGAGGUGUAGAGACCUCAGAGUCCUGGAGGAUCCAGGAAACUCCAGUGCAGAUUAUCACCAGCAGGGAAGCACUGGACAGCUGGUGAUGACUGGAGUAGUGCACCAGUCUCCUCAGUGCCAAGGACAUCUUUAAAAACCGAUGCUUCAAAAAGGCAGUAACCAUAAUGAAGGACCUCUUAGAUAUGUGCUCUUCUCAUUACUACCACCAGGGAGGAGGUACAGGAGACUGAAGAUAAACACAUGAUAUUUUCGAAACAGCAUCUUCUCCUCUGAUUUCAUGUUUCUGAAUGAAACAUGAACCCAUGAACAUUUUGCUCUCUUUCUGCACUAGUUAUUUUUCAGAUAUACCUGAAGGUAUAUUUUAUGUAUUGCACUGUCCUGCUGGCACAACACAACAAAUUUCAAGACCUAUGUCAGUGAUAAUAAAUCUGAUCCUGAUUCUGAUUCAGUACAAUAUUUCUUAAAGAGAAAUAUUCAUUGCUAUGAAUUUGUGCUUUGCUGAUCUUUGAACCACUGGAGAAAGUGUAAGGAACUGCAGUGAAUUAAUGGCUGGAAGUCUUUAUGGUGCAUAUUGUGAUCAUACAUAUUAUAUAGUAGAAAUAUAGCAUACAGAAUCAGGUUUAUCAUUGAAUAGUUUUAUUCUUUAGAUAUACUGCACAGUAACAGGCCCUUCUGGCCCAAUUACACUCUUGUAAGCUACUAAACUAUAAGCUUAUUAACAACAGCAUCUUGAAGAUUUUUUAUAUAGUUUAUUUCUUUUUAUAUUUGUCAAAUGUACAUCAAAACAUUAAAACAUACAGUGAAAUACGUUGUUUGCAUCAGCAACCAAAAUACUGUGAAUAUGUGCUUGGGGGUAGCCUGCAAGUGUCACAAUGCUUCUGGUGCUGACAUAGUAUGCCCACAACUCACUAAACCUAACCUUUAGUCUUUGGAAUGUGAGAGUAAUCCAGAGGAAAACAAUGUAGUCAUGGGGAGAAUGUACACAUUUCUUACAGAGCAGUGUAAAUGAGCCUGGUUUAUUGGCAUUGUAAUCGCGUUACGCUAACUGCUACACUGCUGUGCUGCCCAGACUGUCAUUGACAUGUUGUGAAGGUCAUUGUUUUUCAGCCACAGUACUGUGUGCACAAUACAUAAAAGGUCAUAUAAAUUACAGUAUAGUAAAAACACUUAGAAAAAAAUAAAGUUUAUACUUUAAUGCAUACUUCAGAUAAGUAUACAGCACUUAUAUGCAGUGAUGAAUUGGGUGUUCUGUCACUAUAUACAUGUUCAGUGGCUACCUUUUGAUGAAAUGUAUUACCUGUAUUCUGCUAAACAGAUACUGUACAAUCAAUACCACAGUGGUUAAAGGCUACACAUAGCUGCCUAAACUAAACUAGACUCAUCUUUCAAUAGCGCUUUGCUUUUUGGUUCCAAAGAAGUUAUUUAAACCCCAUAGAAAAAGAUUAAUCUGAAUGACUAACGUUCCUGCCCAGUAUCUGAUACAUUCACAAAACAAAAUACAAAUAGUUACACAUAUCCACCCCUGAAGAUGUUGACCUGUUCAGCAGACUGUGAUUUUUCUUGCAUUAGUUCAUCUUCAUUGUCAGGCCUAAGUGAUAAAUACACAGGUAUUUCUCAAAAGGCCAUUCAACAGGUGGUGAACUAUUCCUGUAUGCCCACAGACACGUGCACACACACACACACACACACACACACACACACACACACACACACACACACACACACACAAUGGUGAUUGACAUUCAAUCCAGGGCAUCUGUAGCACUGGUGUGAAGAUUUAGGUGUUUGAAAAUUAUAUAUAAUUUAAAUGAAGCAUUGUCAACCCAAAGUAUUGAAGUGAACAAUGUCAUUGUAACCUUUGAAAUUGUAUUGAGUUAUCAUUGAUCUUAAGGUUCUAAAAAUGUGAUGUACCUAGAAGUUUGGAGGUCUCUUCAAAAAGUGUCUGCAGUAUGACGGAGGAGUGGUGGGGUGGUGCUAUGAAGUACCACUGCCACAGACAGCUGACAACAUCCACACCCUUGAUAACUCUCUUCCAGUCUCAGCAAGGUGAGUCUGCGUGUGUCCAGAACAACGUUACCUCUGAUUUAUUUAUUUUUUUUACAGCUGCAGAGACCAACCAUUGCUCUGAGCAGGAAAUUUUUACAGGACCUGAAAACUGCGCAGCACUUUAAAUGUUUUUUUUUGUAGACAGUGUCAGCAUUUAGCAGAUUGAUGGUUUAUCAACAAUGAACUAUCGACUCCCAUUCUAUGUUUGUAACUAAGUUGUAACUUGAAAUACUGACAAUGUAAAUGCUUUGAAACUCUAAAAUGUUUUAAUUUUUUUAGGAAACUUAUGGAUUAUAUUCUUUAACAUAAUUAA